This is a messenger RNA of Charadrius vociferus (killdeer), 2782 nucleotides long. It is a transcript of the gene MYLK3, whose product is annotated as myosin light chain kinase 3. Gene Ontology annotation, biological process: intracellular signal transduction; protein phosphorylation; positive regulation of apoptotic process. The record is from RefSeq and is a predicted model, not a curated record. Bases 1 to 2529 code for a protein of 842 amino acids. Gene Ontology annotation, cellular component: nucleus; cytoplasm. NCBI's taxonomy places the organism in Eukaryota, Metazoa, Chordata, Aves, Charadriiformes, Charadriidae. The transcript is spliced from 14 exons. Gene Ontology annotation, molecular function: protein serine/threonine kinase activity; ATP binding.
AUGUCUGCGGGUAACUUGGACCUUGCAGAGGGAAAUGCCCUGACCAAAUUACAGCCUACAAAAGUGAACAAUUUAAGUAUGAUGGACAAAAAACUGUAUCUCUUGAAUGAAAAGAUGGACAAACUGCUGCAUUUCCAAGAAGAUCUGACAGGCAAACUGCAGCGAGUUAACAAAGGCAUUGAUGAUGUAGAAAAAGGCAUUAACAAGCUAACAGUAUCCCGAGCAGCUCCUGAUGAGACAGACGCAAUGAAAAAAGGCCUAAAGGUAUCGGACAGUACUCACCAGACUGACAUCCAGAGCAUAUGCUCAGAAGUGUUGAAAUUGAUGAAAGCUGCCCAGCUAGACGCCUCGAAGCAUAAGGAGAGGCUGGCAAAGAUAGAGAAAAGGGUUGAUACACUGGAUAAAGUUAUUACAUUUGUGGGAGAAGUAUUAAAAAAUUCUAAAGUAGUGGAUUUUAUUCUCAAAGGCAUUGUGCCCUGGAAGAAGGGGAGUCUGCUGGAAAUCCUUGUUGAGGCCAAAGAUAAGCCUGAGGAGAGUGGUGCAAAACCUAAGCAUGUGCUUAGUAACAGAGGAACCCAAACUGAAAGCAAGAAGCCUCUGGAAGAGACAAAAAGUGGGAAAAAGCUGGAUGAAAACAAGGGAGCAUGUGAGAAGGCAAAUGCUUCUAGUGCUGUAGCCCACAAAGCUGACUCCAAACCCCAAGUUAAAGAGAGGACAGUGCAGCAGCAAGCAGUAGAAGAUCAUGUAGGCAACCAAAAUGUUCCUGCUAAAGCACACGAUAUGGACAGAGCCCCACGCCUGGAAGAGUGCCACAGGCAGCUUGUUCAUCAGAAACUCGGAGAGAAUGAAAACAAACCUCCAUCAUCGAGUGCGGCAUCCCGGGAAGCUGUGCCCUCCACAUCCCGGGCUAUAUCUGACACAGGGUGUGAAGUGACACGUACCAGGAUAUCCAUCAAUGUACAUAUGAGUGAAAUGAAAGAAAAGAUUGAGAUGACCAAGGAAGGAAGCUUAAAUGAUCACAGAGGUAAAAGCUCCAAAGUGAAAUCCCCACCAUCCUCCACCCCAGCAGAAGUGGAAGGAGUCGAACAGCCGCCUGACAAAUUAAAACUUCAGCAGAGUCCUAAAAACAUCAGCACUGAGCCAAAUCGAGAAGUGAAAGAGGACAAUAAGCAAAAUGAACUUGCACCUCAAACAGGGAAGCAACAGCCAUUAGUGAGCAAGCCCAAACCAGGUAAAAAGGCUGAAGAGAAAUCAGGAUUAAAAUGCAAGCCCAUAACCUCACAGAAUACCUCUGCAAAGGAGCCUACGAAAGAUCUGGGAGCAGAACCAAAAAUCCAUCAAGAAACAGCAAAAGCAGAAGAACCCCUGACAGAUACCAAUUCUGAGAGGAGCGAAUCUGAGUCUGCAUCUUCAGGGGGAAGUGAAAACGAUGCCCAUCAGUCUAUGGGAAUGGCACCAGAGAAGGCAAAGUCAUUGGAAGCUACCAACGAGCUUCCCACACAGGAUGAAACCAUUAUCGAUGACAGCCCUUCUCCUCCAGCUCCUUUCGAACAUCGCAUAGUGAGCGUCAAGCAAACAGAGGUGACAACGUGCUACUCAGUGUGUCGUCACGAAGUUCUGGGGGGGGGGCGUUUUGGGCAAGUUCACAAGUGCACGGAAAUAUCAACUGGUCUCAACCUGGCAGCCAAAAUCAUAAAAGUGAAAGGAGCGAAAGAGAGGGAGGAAGUAAAAAAUGAAAUUAACAUCAUGAACCAGUUAAAUCAUGUGAAUCUCAUCCAGCUUUAUGACGCUUUCGAAGCAAAAAAUAAUAUCACUUUGAUCAUGGAAUAUCUUGAUGGUGGUGAAUUAUUUGACCGGAUCACAGAUGAAAACUACAAUCUAACUGAGUUGGAUGCGAUCCUAUUUACCAAACAGAUUUGUGAAGGAGUCCACUACUUGCACCAGCAUUAUAUUCUCCAUUUAGAUCUGAAGCCUGAAAACAUACUAUGUGUAAAUCACACAGGAAACCAGAUUAAAAUUAUUGACUUUGGAUUAGCAAGGAGGUACAAACCUCGAGAGAAACUGAAGGUUAAUUUUGGAACUCCAGAGUUCUUGGCUCCUGAAGUGGUGAACUAUGACUUUGUUUCCUUCCCAACGGACAUGUGGAGUGUAGGCGUCAUCACGUAUAUGUUGCUUAGUGGCCUGUCCCCGUUCCUGGGAGAAACGGAUGCAGAGACAAUGAAUUAUGUAGUCAACUGCAGCUGGGAUUUUGAUGCAGAAGCAUUUGAACAGCUAUCAGAGGAAGCUAAAGACUUCAUUUCCAGAUUACUCGUGAAGGAGAAAAGCUGCCGGAUGAGUGCAACGCAGUGUCUGAAGCACGAGUGGUUAAAUGAUCUACCUGCCAAAGCCAAGAAGUUCAAGCUUCGUCUGAAGUCCCAGUUGUUGCUGCAGAGUUACCUGGCUCACAGAAAAUGGAAGAAACACUUUUAUGUGGUGGCUGCUGCUAACAGGCUGAAGAGAUUUCAGAGUAUGUCUGUCAAGCUUGCAUAAGCUCGUAUGAAGCAUCUACCCCUCCUGGAGAUGGACAUGAAGCCAUGGAAGAAGGACUUAGUAUCGUCAAUAAUUUCUACCCCUUUGUUUUAUAACGUAAGGUUUUGGGUCUGUCCUCCUCAAAUAUUAUGCGUGUUAGUGCUAAGGUUCCAGAAGUGCCUCAAGGCAGAGGCGCUGAAAUAAUUUCUAAAAGCAGAAGCUACCUUGUUUGUUUUUACAAGUUUUCAGUUGCACAUAGUGAUGGAAAAACAUG